UUGUGUUCGAUCUAGUGUCAUAACAACAGCAAAUCUUGCAAUCCAGUUUUGUUUUUCUGUAAUUUUCUCUCGCGAUGGCUAGCAGUGUACCACUGUUGCGAAAUGCACUGCAAAAAGGAAAAUUUGCUCCGCUAAUUAUCCCGCAGCAAUGUAAACACAGUGCGGCCAGCGCCAGCAACCAGCUGGAGAAAAUUCGCGAGCGACUGGAGAGUGGACCCAACUUCCAGGACUUUGUGCAACAUCCGGACUACAACAAGGAGGACUGGACCGCCUACGAAGGGAAGCUGCGCCGCGAGAAGGGCGAAAAUGAUCGGCUACGUUUGCCACCCUGGCUCAAGACGAAGAUACCGAUGGGUAAAGACUUCACCCGCAUCAAGGAGCAGCUGCGGGAGCUAAAGCUUGCGACGGUGUGCGAGGAAGCAAAAUGUCCCAACAUCGGAGAAUGCUGGGGUGGUGGCGAACAUGGUACCCAGACGGCUACUAUAAUGCUCAUGGGUGACACGUGCACCCGGGGAUGUCGCUUUUGUAGCGUAAAAACGGCACGGGCACCACCCCCACUGGAUCCGGCGGAGCCGAUGAAUACGGCGACGGCCAUCGCAUCGUGGGGCUUGGACUAUAUCGUACUCACAUCAGUCGAUCGCGAUGAUCUGCCGGACGGAGGCUCGAACCACAUUGCAGCGACGAUCAAAGAAAUUAAGAAACAGAAUCCUCGCAUUUUUGUCGAAUGUCUAGCGCCAGACUUCCGUGGGGAUCUGCAGUGCAUCGAAACGGUCGCAAUGUCCGGGCUGGACGUGUACGCGCACAACAUCGAAACGGUAGAAGCGCUGACCCCGUUUGUGCGCGACCGCCGGGCGCGCUACCGCCAAAGUCUGGAGUGUUUGGCUAGCGUUAAACGGUUCAACCCGAAUCUCAUGACCAAAUCUUCCAUCAUGCUUGGAUUGGGUGAAACGGACGAGCAGGUUGAACAGACGCUUAAAGAUCUACGUUCCGUCGGUGUCGAUUGUCUUACGCUUGGUCAGUACAUGCAGCCCACUAAACGGCAUCUGAAGGUGAUUGAGUACGUUACGCCGGAAAAGUUCAAACACUGGGAGGAGCGAGGCAAUGAGCUCGGGUUCCUGUACACGGCCAGCGGUCCGCUGGUACGCAGCUCAUACAAAGCAGGCGAGUUCUUCAUCACUAGCAUCUUGCGCAACCGGGCUAAGGAAGAGGAGGCAGCAAGAAGCGCGAACAAGGCAGGUACCGAAUCGACACAAGAUUCAAAACAUUCGUAAACCUUUUCGAGGGUUCGAAAUAAAACCACAACAUGAAAUUGUUAUGCUUUGCAAGCCUGUAUAGUGUAAUAAAUGUUACUCUUUGUUGGUAAGGACUUAAA
Molecule: messenger RNA, 1372 nt
Organism: Anopheles arabiensis
Lineage: Eukaryota; Metazoa; Arthropoda; Insecta; Diptera; Culicidae
Gene: Las
Product: lipoyl synthase, mitochondrial
Exons: 5
Coding region: 75-1271 (398 amino acids)
Biological process (GO): lipoate biosynthetic process
Cellular component (GO): mitochondrion
Molecular function (GO): lipoate synthase activity; 4 iron, 4 sulfur cluster binding
Source: RefSeq, a predicted model, not a curated record